AUGAGUGGGCGGAUUGUGAGUGACGAGGGAGCGGAACAGUUGGGACAGCGAAACGAGAACGUAGCACCGUCCUCGAAGGUAGGUGUGCCACCGAAGAAAAACGUAUGGGAAGAAUUUAAUUCUGUGGUGAAAGAGACAUUUUUCUCUGAUCAGCCUCUUCGCCAUUUUAAAGAUCAACCUAAGGGCAAGAAAGUUGCUCUAUUUUUCCAAGGCCUCUUCCCCAUAUUCCAAUGGGGAAGGGGAUACAACUUUAGAAAGUUCAAAGGAGACCUCAUUGCUGGCCUAACUAUUGCUAGUCUUUGCAUUCCUCAAGACAUCGGAUACGCCAAGCUCGCCAAUUUGCCCGCUGAAAAUGGACUUUAUAGCAGUUUUGUCCCCCCGUUGGUAUACGCCGUGAUGGGGAGCUCUAGGGAUAUUGCAAUUGGCCCCGUUGCGGUCGUAUCCCUUUUGCUCGGGACGCUGCUGAGGCAAGUGUACGACCCGACGAAGGAAUUGGAGCAGUACAAGCGGUUGGCUUUCACGGCGACUUUCUUCGCCGGAGUAACUCAAUUGGCUCUAGGGUUCCUCCGACUCGGAUUCUUGAUUGACUUUCUGUCACAUGCCGCGAUUGUCGGGUUCAUGGGUGGCGCCGCCGUGACCAUCGCCCUUCAGCAGCUGAAAGGUCUUCUUGGCAUAGUAAACUUCACCAAGAAAACUGAUAUCAUUUCUGUGAUGCAAUCUGUUUGGAGUAAUGCGCACCAUGGGUGGAACUGGCAGACUAUACUCAUAGGGGUUUCAUUUUUGGCCUUCCUUUUGGCUACAAAAUACAUUGGCAAGAAAUACAAGAAACUAUUCUGGAUACCAGCCAUUGCCCCCUUAACAUCUGUUAUACUUUCCACAUUUUUUGUGUAUAUCACUCGAGCAGAUAAACAUGGAGUUCAGAUUGUAAGACACUUAGAUAAAGGAAUAAAUCCACCAUCCCUUCAUGAGAUAUUCUUCCAUGGAGACGAUCUUACCAAAGGUUUCAAGAUUGGAGUGAUUGCUGGUUUGAUUGCCCUCACGGAAGCAGUGGCAAUUGCAAGAACAUUUGCAGACCUAAAAGACUAUGAGAUUGAUGGUAACAAAGAAAUGAUGGCUCUUGGAACCAUGAACAUCGCUGGCUCCAUGACUUCUUGCUAUGUAGCCACAGGAUCGUUCUCUCGUUCAGCAGUGAACUACAUGGCCGGCUGCAAUACACCGAUGUCGAACAUCGUCAUGGCAUGUGUUGUUCUCUUGACAUUAGAGGUCAUCACACCCCUUUUCAAGUACACCCCUAAUGCCAUUCUCGCCUCCAUCAUUAUUUGCGCCGUCAUCGGUCUCAUCGACAUCGACGCCAUGAUUUUGCUUUGGAAGAUCGACAAAUUCGACUUCAUUGCUUGCAUGGGGGCUUUCUUUGGCGUCGUCUUUGAUUCCGUUGAGAUUGGUCUUCUCAUUGCUGUUAGUUUGUCAUUGUUCAAAAUUCUAUUGCAAGUAACAAGACCGAGAAUUGCGUUGCUUGGGAAGCUCCCAAAGAUUCCUAUUUUUAGAAACAUUUUGCAAUACCCUGGGGCAAAGAAGAUCGCCGGAGUUCUAAUGGUUAGGGUUGAUUCUUCAAUAUACUUCUCCAAUGCCAAUUAUGUCAAAGAAAGGAUACUGAGAUGGCUGGCAGAUGAAACAGAGAAGCUAGAAGACCAGUCUUUGCCGAUCAAUGUUGUGGUCGUUGACAUGUCUCCCGUAUCCGACAUCGACACAAGCGGCAUCCAUGCCUUGGAGGGUUUGCACUCUCAUUUGCAUAAGAAGGAAAUUGAACUUGCACUUGCAAAUCCAGGCCCAGUGAUCAUGGAGAAGCUCUUAGCUGCAAACUUUGAUAAGGUCAUUGGAGAAGACAAAAUUUUCCUCAGUGUUAACGAAGCUAUUAAGAUUUAUGCUCCAAAUGCUGUUCUUGAUCCUUAA
Benincasa hispida (wax gourd) is the source of this 1950-nucleotide messenger RNA. RefSeq names its product sulfate transporter 1.2-like. Gene Ontology annotation, biological process: transmembrane transport. Gene Ontology annotation, cellular component: membrane. NCBI's taxonomy places the organism in Eukaryota, Viridiplantae, Streptophyta, Magnoliopsida, Cucurbitales, Cucurbitaceae. The record is from RefSeq and is a predicted model, not a curated record.